UCUGAAGCCGCUUCAAUGUGGACCUCCCUCCUAUCCACUUCCUCUUCCACCUUCCUCCCCUCCCCCUCCCCCUCCCCCUCCACCCAUUCCUUCCCACCACCCCCACAACCCCGCCGCCGCCUCUUCCGCCGCGUCGCCGUCGUCGCCUCGAUCCCCGACCCCGCCGAGGGGCGCAAGGCCGAGUACACGCCGUGGCUCAUCGCGGGGCUCGGCAACCCCGGCAGCAAGUACCACGGCACCAGGCACAACGUAGGGUUUGAAAUGAUCGAUCGGAUCUCUGGGGAGGAGGGGAUUGUGAUGAACACGAUCCAGUCGAAGGCAUUGAUCGGAAUCGGUUCGAUUGGAGAGGUGCCGAUUAUGUUGGUGAAACCACAGUCUUACAUGAACUACAGCGGUGAAUCGGUUGGACCACUUGCUGCAUAUUACCAAGUUCCAUUGCGACAUAUCCUUUUGAUUUAUGAUGAGAUGAGUCUUCCUAACGGUGUUAUGAGGCUUCAACCAAAGGGUGGCCAUGGACAUCAUAACGGAGUGAAGAGCGUCAUGGAACAUUUGGAUGGUUCCCGCAACUUUCCUCGGCUAUGCAUAGGCAUUGGCAAUCCACCUGGAACGAUGGAUAUGAGGGCUUUCCUUCUGCAGAAAUUUAGUUCCGAGGAACGUGAGCAGAUAAAUAGCGCGCUAGACCAAGGGUUGGAGGCCGUGCGGACUCUGGUGCUCAAAGGUUUCAAUGCGAGUAUUGAUAGAUUCAACUUGGUUCAGAAGUACAAGCAUCACAAAGUUUGAGAUCAUUUGAGAUCGUCCGAGCCACUUCGGUUGCUUUUGAGGGAAGUGAGUAGCUACAUUCUUGGCCUUGGUUGCAGUGCAUAAUCCAGUAAUAUUCCUUCAAGACGGCGUUCGUGCUUGUGACUUUAGCAAGAUGCAGAUGUCUUCAGGUUAGUCAGAAUCAACAUGAUCAAACAUGAACAAAGAAGAGCUUUAGUUGCGCAUGUUCUAGCGGAUAAAAUGUGACUUAAUGAGGCAAAAGUAGUCGCAUAGCCAAGUAAAAGAGUUUUAUCACUGAAAAAUGGGCUUCUUUCAGCUGGCUGUCAGACUUUGCAGAAAAGGCUGCUGCUUGUGUUAUUCAUAUGUGGUUAAUGAAAAUAAUGCCUGUCUGUCUUCAGUGCUCUCUAUUUUCACUAGCCUUGUCUCUCCUGUGCGUUGUUGAUUGUUAAUCUUAGAAAGAUGCAAGUUUAUAGUUUAUGUGAUCUGUUUAUUCGGUGUAAUUGACUUGUGUUUCAUCUGACUAACUGCUUCAUGUAGCUAUACUGAGUCGUAAGUACUAUUGCGGGGGCCAAAAGCGCUUUCAACCUUCAUGUGUAGAACAAGUCUAACGGCUAUUAAGGUGUAAACAAGAUUAUAUUGAUUUUGUGAGUGUUAGCAUAUUAGAUGACCA
Molecule: messenger RNA, 1429 nt
Organism: Ananas comosus (pineapple)
Lineage: Eukaryota; Viridiplantae; Streptophyta; Magnoliopsida; Poales; Bromeliaceae
Product: chloroplastic group IIB intron splicing facilitator CRS2, chloroplastic
Exons: 8
Coding region: 16-780 (254 amino acids)
Molecular function (GO): peptidyl-tRNA hydrolase activity
Source: RefSeq, a predicted model, not a curated record